AUGCACAUUAGGACCUUCAAUAAUGAAUGUGCCGAUCCAUCAUUGCCCUCCGUUGCGUUGAACGUGAAGGAAGGUCGGCAGUACCUGUCUGAAAAAUCGCAUGCGGCCUGGAAAUACGUGUACGAGCAUCACCUCAACGAUUCGGACUGGUUCCUGAAAGCAGAUGAUGACACCUACGUCGUCAUGGAGAAUCUUCGCUACAUGCUACUCAAGCACGAUAAUUUGAAACCUGUUUACUUUGGCUGUCGUUUCCACGAUUUCAUGAGUGGAGGAGCAGGAUAUGUGCUGAGCCGUGAGGCGGUGACGAGACUAGUGGAGAAGGCAUUGCCGAAUCCCAAGUCCUGUCCUCUUCGCGGGGAAGCUGAAGAUGUGUCCAUCGGUCUGAUACUCUUCCCUUUCUCCCUGCAUCAAGUGGAGCAAGAACCGUUUCGGAUCAUGAUCCCUCAAGAAUCGGGUACCCAUGCCGUCGCCUACAUGGGUUCUCAACCAGUGCUUCCAAAUUGGGAUGCGGAGAAGUUGCCGACGGAGCGGAUGCGGAAGGUGCGGGUCCUGUGUUGGAUAAUGACCAUGCCGGGGAAUCACGAAAAAGCGAUGCACGUGAAGAAAACCUGGGGGAAGCGUUGCGAUCAACUCAUCUUCAUGAGCUCCCGGCAUGAUCCAUUGUUGCCCACCGUGGCACUGGACGUGAAGGAAGGUCGGGAUCAUCUGUCUGACAAAUCACACGCGGCCUGGAAAUACGUCUACCAACACCACCUCAACGAUUCGGACUGGUUCCUGAAAGCAGAUGAUGACACCUACGUCGUCAUGGAGAAUCUCCGCUUCAUGCUCCACAAGCACGAUCCUCUGAGACCAGUUUACUUUGGCUGUCGUUUCCAUGGUUUCAUGAGCGGGGGAGCAGGAUACGUGCUGAGCCGAGAGGCAUUGAAUAGAUUAGCGGAAGAGGCAUUACCGAAUCCGAAGACCUGUCCGCUUGGGAAGGAUGAAGACGUGUCCAUCGGGAAAUGCCUGACCGCAGUGGGAGUGGAAGCGGGCGAUUCCCGAGACGAGUUUGGACGCUGGCGCUUCUUCCCCUUCAAUCCAGAGACUCAUCUCAACCCCAUCGCGGAACACCGAUUCAACUGGCUGUUUAGAUUCACUCACUACAAUUACACGGAAGGACCCGAGUGCUGUUCGGACACGGCCAUCGCCUUCCAUUACGUCUCCCCCAAUCUCAUGCACGCGAUGGAGUAUCUCAUCUACCGCAUACAUCCGUAUGGAGUCUGCUCCAUCGAAAAGCCUGAUAAUGCUUUGUCAUGA
This is a messenger RNA of Darwinula stevensoni, 1296 nucleotides long. The record is from the annotation of a GenBank genome assembly. Lineage: Eukaryota; Metazoa; Arthropoda; Ostracoda; Podocopida; Darwinulidae.